Messenger RNA from Syngnathus acus (greater pipefish), 4170 nucleotides. RefSeq names its product eukaryotic translation initiation factor 5B (gene eif5b). Lineage: Eukaryota; Metazoa; Chordata; Actinopteri; Syngnathiformes; Syngnathidae. The coding region runs from base 168 to 3710 and encodes 1180 amino acids. The transcript has 26 exons. The record is from RefSeq and is a predicted model, not a curated record. Gene Ontology annotation, molecular function: GTPase activity; GTP binding; translation initiation factor activity.
CAGCGGUAAUAAAUUAAAAUGAUAUAAUUUUUGGCUUCUUUCUCGUUUGAUGAUCAGGAAAAGCAAAUGGAAGCCCUCUUGUCCACGUAUUCAACAGACGAUCUUUGGUCGAUGUGAACCAUCCGUGAGUCGUGUGCGUGGAGUAGCAGAGAACCUCGGUUUGAAAGAUGGGGAAGAAACAGAAAAAAUCCGGAGAGGACAGCGCUAAAGAUGACGACAUCGAUGCUCUGGCGGCAGAGAUCGAAGGAGCUGGAUCCUCAAAGGAGUCGAAAGGAAAAAAGAAGAAAAAGGGAGCCAAGAAGGACGACUUUGAUGAGGAUGACAUCUUGAAGGAACUUGAGGAAUUAUCCCUGGAGACACGUGGUGGACAGAAAGAUGAUGUUGCUGUGGAAAAUGAUGUGGAGCCUCCUAAAGCAGAGAAGAAGAAAACAAGGAAGGGAAAGGUGCAGGGUGCCAUCCCCGAGGAAAUGGAAAACAAUGAAGCUCAAGGUGCAGAUGAUGAGCAGAGGAACGGACAGCCGAAGAAGGUGGCACCUUCCGCUCCGUCCGAGUCUGAUGAGGAGAGCACCUCACGUUCUCGUCUGAAGACCAAAGGAGAUAAGAAAGUUGCCAAGACACCUGGCUCUGCUGACGAUGACGAGGAAGGGAGAGACAAGAAAGAGUGCGAAUCAGAGGAAGAUGAAGAAUUCAGCUCUCGGAAGGACAAAAAAACCAAGAACAAAGGCAAAGCUGCAAAGAGUGACGAUGAGGACGAACAGGAGGACGACGGCAGCUUCAAAAUGAAGACUGCUGCUCAAAAGAAGGCAGAGAAAAAGGAACGAGAGAAGAAGAAGAAAGAGGAGGAGAGGCUCAAGCAAAAGAAGCUGAAGGAGAAAGAGGCCAGCACAGAGGUAAAAAAAGAACCAGAGAAGAAGACUGAAGAUGGCACAGCCCUACCGGUGGCCCCAGUAGCGGAUGUUGAAGUGGACGAACAGGAAGGAGCAGAGCCAGCAGGCGAGGAUGAUGGUGACAAGAAGAAGAAGGACAAGAAGAAGAAGAAAGGAGAGAAAGAGGAGAAAGAGAAGGAGAAGAAAAAGGGUCCAAGCAAGGCCACGGUGAAGGCCAUGCAGGAAGCUCUGGCCAAGAUGAAGGAGGAGGAAGAGCGUGCCAAGAAGGAGGAGGAGGAGCGAAUUAGGAGGCUGGAAGAGAUGGAGCAACAGAGGCUGGAACAGGAGCGUCUUGAGCAAGAGCGCAAGGAGAAGAAGAAGCAGAAGGAGAAGGAGCGGAAGGAGCGGCUGAAGAAGGAAGGGAAGUUAUUGACUAAAUCCCAGAAGGAGGCACGGGCUCGGGCUGAAGCCACACUUAAAAUGUUGCAGGCUCAAGGAGUGGUGGUGCCAUCCAAAGAAUCUGUGGCAAAGAAAAAACCGGUUUAUACGGACAAGAGAAAGAAGAAACCGCAGAUCACGCCGACGCCAGAAGAAACUUCUGCCAUGACCGCGCCACCAUCCGAGACAGUAGAGCCUGUUGCCCCGAAGACGGAGGCAGAGACACCGCUAAUAGAGCCAGAGGUGAAGGCAGAUUUUGCAGUUGACGACUGGGAGGCCAUUGCUAGUGAUGAGGAGAAAGAGUUAAAGAAAGUCCACAUUGAGGUAAAAGAGGAGCCCGUUGCGGUACCCCAGAGCACCCCCAGUGAAGAUGAAGAAGAGGAAGAAGAUGAUGAGGAUGACGAGGAGGAGGAAGAGGAAAGCGAGACAGCGCCAGAGGAGGAGACUGCAAAAGGGAUGGCUGGAGGUCAGGGGAAGAAGCAGCAGGCGAAGGAGAGCGAAGAUGAGAGUAGUGACAGUGACGAUGACGAUAACGACAGGACCAAAGAGGAGCGUCUGUACGAUCGUGCCAAAAGGCGGAUCGAGAAACGGAGAGCGGAAAACCUCAAGAACGUCGACAUAACCAGGCUGAGAGCGCCGGUCGUGUGUGUGCUUGGACACGUCGACACUGGGAAGACCAAGAUCCUUGAUAAGCUGCGACAUACCCACGUUCAGGACGGUGAGGCGGGAGGAAUCACACAGCAGAUCGGAGCCACAAAUGUCCCGAAAGAGACGAUUGAAGAGCAAACCAAGAUGGUGAAAAAUUUUAGCAAAGAAGGCAUAAAAAUUCCUGGCAUGUUGAUCAUCGACACACCAGGGCACGAGUCCUUCAGUAACUUGAGGAAUCGAGGUAGCUCCCUCUGUGACAUCGCCAUCCUGGUGGUGGACGUCAUGCACGGUUUGGAGCCGCAGACUAUCGAGUCCAUCAACCUGUUGAAGGAGAAAAAGUGUCCCUUCAUUGUGGCGCUUAACAAGAUUGACCGUUUGUACGACUGGAAGAGAAGUCCUGAGACAGACGUCUUUGCGACACUGAAGAAGCAGAAGAAAAACACCAAAGAUGAGUUUGAUGAGAGGGCAAAGGCCAUUAUUGUGGAGUUUGCUCAGCAGAGUCUCAACGCCGCCCUGUUCUACGAAAACAAGGACCCCAGGACCUUUGUGUCACUGGUUCCCACGUCGGCUCACAGCGGUGAUGGGAUCGGUAAUCUCAUCGCGCUUCUGGUCCAGUGCACUCAGACCAUGUUGGCCCGCCGAAUUGCGCAUUGCGACGAGCUCCGGGCUCAGGUCAUGGAGGUUAAAGCAUUGCCUGGCAUGGGCACCACCAUCGAUGUCAUCCUGAUCAACGGGCGCCUACGAGAAGGCGAGACCAUCAUUGUCCCCGGAGUGGACGGACCAAUCAUAACGCAGAUUAGAGGGCUGCUCCUGCCACCUCCUCUGAAGGAGCUCCGGGUCAAGAACCAAUAUGAGAAGCACAAAGAGGUCUCGACAUCUCAGGGUGUGAAGAUUCUGGGUAAAGACCUAGAGAAGACGUUGGCAGGGCUCCCCUUGCUGGUGGCACACAAAGACGAUGAAAUACCUGUCCUGAGGGAUGAACUCAUCCAUGAGCUCAAACAAACUCUGAGUUCCAUUAAGCUGGAGGAGAAAGGCGUUUACGUGCAGGCGUCCACGCUGGGAUCACUAGAGGCUCUGCUCGAAUUUCUGCGCGCAUCUAAAGUACCCUACGCUGGCAUUAACAUUGGUCCUGUCCACAAGAGGGAUGUGAUGAAGGCCUCAGCCAUGCUGGAGCAUGAUCCACAGUAUGCUGUGAUUCUCGCCUUCGAUGUGAAGGUGGAGCGAGAGGGCCAGGAAAUGGCGGACAGCUUCGGCGUCCGCAUUUUCUCUGCGGAAAUCAUCUACCAUCUUUUUGACGCCUUCACCAAGUACCGUGACGACUACAAAAAAGCCAAACAGGAAGAGUUCAAAAACGUAGCGGUUUUUCCGGUGAAGAUCCGCAUCCUUCCUCAGUUCAUCUUCAACUCCAGAGAUCCCAUUGUAAUGGGUGUGUCUGUGGAAGCUGGCAUCCUACGGCAAGGGACGCCGAUCUGCGUUCCAAGUAAAGGGUUUGUGGACAUCGGUAUCGUCACCAGCAUCGAGAUCAACCAUAAGACGGUGGACACCGCAAAGAAAGGUCAGGAGAUCUGUAUCAAGAUUGAACCCAUUCCUGGAGAGUCGCCCAAAAUGUAUGGCCGACAUUUUGAGGCCACAGACAUUCUUGUCAGCAAGAUCACUCGGGCAUCCAUCGACGCGCUCAAGAACUGGUUCCGCGACGACAUGCAGAAGUCGGACUGGCAGCUGAUCAUGGAACUGAAGAAGACCUUUGAGAUCAUCUGAGCAGUUCCCAAAUAAAAAACAAAAAACAAAAAAAAAAAAGGAGGCACUGCUCUUCCUGUCAUGACACGGAAUGAAACGUUUUUACCCACGAGAACGCUCUUUCCGGGGUGCCCUGGGUGAAACUGCCACGCCGAAACAUUUCACUCUCAGUAUCCCAACGUGCCUGUUGUCUUUCUUGUUCUCUGCUCUGAUUCGUGGCUGCUGUUGCUUCCCAUCUUCGCCUCCAAACAGACGGACAUUGAGAAAUUUAACCGGCCCCUGGCUUUUUGGGUCCGCCGAGGUGCGUUAUGGGACCGUAUAAUACGCAAGGAAACUGCAGUGGCGAUGGUCGCCAGUCAAAAAGACAACUCUGUGUUGAUAGUUUUUGCUGUGCUUUCUUGUGGACAAAGUGGACAAAGGACAACCCUCGGAAAUGUUUUACUGAAGUGCUGGUGUAAUAAAUUCCCAUCCAAUUCGAACA